AAUUCAUCGCCAAGAACAAAGAAGAAAAAAAAUUUACUUCUGGUGAUCCGUUUUAUUAUUGAUUAGAGUGAGAGUAAUUAAUGGCGAAGGUCGUCUUCCUCGCGGCGCUCCUCGCGGCCCUGGUGGCCGUCUCCGCCGCGCAGCUGAGCGAGUCGGAGAUGAGGUUCAGGGACAGGCAGUGCAUGCGCGAGGUGCAGGACAGCCCGCUCGACGCGUGCCGGCAGGUCCUGGACCGGCAGCUCACCGGCCGGGAGAGGCUCCAGCCGAUGUUCCGCCGCCCGGGCGCCCUGGGCCUGAGGAUGCAGUGCUGCCAGCAGCUGCAGGACGUCAGCCGCGAGUGCCGCUGCGCCGCCGUCCGCCGGAUGGUGAGGGACUACGAGGAGAGCAUGCCGAUGCCCCUGGAGCAAGGGCAGAUCAGGUACUACGGCGGCGAGGGGUCGUCGUCGGAGCCGGGGUACUACGGCGAGGGGUCGUCGUCGUCGGAGCAGGGUUACUACGGCGAGGGAUCGUCGUCGUCGGAGCAGGGGUACUACGGCGAGCAGCAGCCGCAGAUGACCCGCGUGAGGCUGACCAGGGCGAAGCAGUACGCGGCGCAGCUGCCGUCGAUGUGCCGGGUGGAGCCCCAGCAGUGCAGCAUCUUCGCCGCCGGCCAGUACUAGGCUAGCUCAGCUGCUACUGUUAGUAUAGGAUCACACUACUGUUGCUGUGUUGCAUGCAACGACCAGGUGAUCGCAGGAAUAAUAAAAAUAAUGAAUAAUGAAAUGUUUUUUAUAUAAAAUAGCUUGUGAUAUCGUAUAUGCUGUGCGUGUUCUGAAUGAUUUUCUAUUUUUCUCCCCCGUAAA
This is a messenger RNA of Oryza brachyantha (malo sina), 842 nucleotides long. RefSeq names its product 19 kDa globulin-like. Gene Ontology annotation, molecular function: nutrient reservoir activity. The record is from RefSeq and is a predicted model, not a curated record. The coding region runs from base 81 to 659 and encodes 192 amino acids. The transcript has a single exon. NCBI's taxonomy places the organism in Eukaryota, Viridiplantae, Streptophyta, Magnoliopsida, Poales, Poaceae.